AUGUACCAUCAGCCCUGUUUUGGCCUUCAGCACGCAGGCCCAGGAAAUUCUCAGAUUGUUACGGAUGUGAUCGAUUCGGACGAGGAAGAGGGUUGUAUUCGCAACGAAGAGUAUACUGGAGAAAGGAAUAGCUCUACAGUGCUUCGUGGUGCUACUCACAACUUGAAUCGUUCUUCAAUGAGCGUGGAUUCGUUAGUGUCAGGAGUGCCUUUCGAUCCACCAGAUCGGAGGCCAUGGAGAAAUUCUUCACGGAUGCAACAACCAACUGCGGAGAAUUCUUUUCAGUCGAUUUCUUCCCAACCUCGUAUGAACUAUGGACCCUCCUAUACAUCGCAAAUCCAACCAAACCCCCCUCCUAUUUCUCACAAUCGAGACGUUUAUCACAUUCCAGCCCGGCCGUCUUUUACGCAAAACCAAACACCCUCUUCCUUCUUUCGUGGUUUUCCUCCUUCACCAGACUCCGUCCCUUUUCCUCCUUCAGAAAUCGACUCUCAAUCAAUCCACUCCCCGUAUCCCAAUACCGACCAGUAUUCCCAACAACUGUCUCCCGCGCGCUUCUCUCCAUUCAGCCAAUCGUCCCCUCAAGAGUCUCAUCAGCAGCGUCUAGAAGGUCACUUUUCUCCAGUACUCAGAAAUUCUUCCCCCUGCCAGUCUCUCAAUCCAUCUCCUUAUUCCGCUCCUAGUCCAAACCAGGAACCCCACCAUUGCCACCCUCAGUUUGGUAUUCCACCGUCGUAUUCACGCAUUACAAAUCCAACAUCCCCGUACGAACAUCCAUGUCCCAGAAUGGACCAACCUUCCAACACACUAGGAUCCGUCUCACGGCAGUCUCCCAACUCAUCGCAUAGGGGACCGCAUCAAUCUUCCCCGACGUCAUUUCCGAUUCAACAACAGCAAUCCUUCAGUAUUCCCAUCCAACAUCAGCCCUCCCAUAGUAAUCAGCACCAACCCUCCCAUGGUACUCAGCACCAACCCUCCCAUGGUAGUCAGCACCAGCGCUCCAGUGGUCCCUAUGGAAUCUCUCACCAAUCCACAAAUCAUCCCUAUCAACCGUCGGAUCCCUCCCAGCAUUCCCAUUCCUCCCACCAUUGUAUUCCACCCCCUCCUCCUAUUCCUCACUCAAAUUCUGCUCCAACGUUCUUCUCACAUAAGUCUCUUCCUUCCAUUCCGCCCCCGCCUCCAGGAUUUCCUCCUAGCGAGCCACAAACAAAUCGCUCGUGGCAAUUUCAAUGA
Condylostylus longicornis is the source of this 1233-nucleotide messenger RNA. RefSeq lists its product as uncharacterized. The transcript has a single exon. The record is from RefSeq and is a predicted model, not a curated record. Bases 1 to 1233 code for a protein of 410 amino acids. NCBI's taxonomy places the organism in Eukaryota, Metazoa, Arthropoda, Insecta, Diptera, Dolichopodidae.